AUCUGGUCGCAACACAAAGGAGAAUGUCGUCAGUGCCUUCGUCUGCCGGUCGGAUUUGAACCAAAGCGAUUAGGCAUGCACGAACGACACGUUGACUUAUCGGAUGCUGACCUGGCCUCCAAGGCGCCAUCCACUGCUGCAAAAAUGAAGGAAGAAAUGCCAACUAGCCAACUACCAUCCGCUGAAGAGAUGCAUUAA
Messenger RNA from Gongylonema pulchrum, 198 nucleotides. NCBI's taxonomy places the organism in Eukaryota, Metazoa, Nematoda, Chromadorea, Rhabditida, Gongylonematidae. The record is from the annotation of a GenBank genome assembly.